Messenger RNA from Thrips palmi, 2373 nucleotides. RefSeq names its product polycomb group RING finger protein 3 (gene l(3)73Ah). Gene Ontology annotation, cellular component: PRC1 complex. NCBI's taxonomy places the organism in Eukaryota, Metazoa, Arthropoda, Insecta, Thysanoptera, Thripidae. The record is from RefSeq and is a predicted model, not a curated record. Gene Ontology annotation, biological process: regulation of transcription by RNA polymerase II. The transcript is spliced from 6 exons. The coding region runs from base 260 to 943 and encodes 227 amino acids.
GAGAGUGCGACAGCGGCCGCGGCCGUGUUGAGGUUGACGACUUGUCUUGCGGUCCGUCUUUACUCGUAUUUUAAUGCGAAAGUGAACAUUUCUUUUGACUGAUUUUGACGAGCAAUUUUAAGGAGUACCGGCCGUGGCGGGUGUGGCUUAGUCGCGUCCCGGAGGACGCAGAGGUGAGUGAAAGCGCCGACGUCGGAGGGCGUCUCGGCUCGGGAGUCAACAUUUGGCGAAUAUCGAUUCAAACGGGCUUAUCUCUGAGAUGACUUCAAUGGAAAGGAGGAUAAAACUCAGAACUUUAAAUCUCCACAUCACCUGUAAAAUAUGCCGGGGCUAUUUGGUAGAUGCAACAACAGUAACAGAAUGCCUGCACACAUUUUGCAAGAGCUGCUUAGUAAAACAUCUGGAAGAAAACAAUACGUGUCCAACAUGCACCAUUGUUAUUCAUCAAUCACAUCCUCUCCAAUAUAUCAGUUUCGAUCGCACCAUGCAAGAUAUUGUUUAUAAGUUGGUUCCCGGUUUUCAAGAAAAUGAAAUUAAGCGUGAAAAAGAAUUUUACCGCCUCAGAGAUUUACCUUACCCCAAGGAUAUUCCAGCCAUGGGCUCAGAAGCGGAGACUGAACGACCCUCUGCAAAUGGGGUUCCCGAAUGUGACUUCCAUCGCAUGGAUGAACAGGUUAAUAUUGGCUUAGAAUGCGCUGUAAGCAAUCUGAAGAGUUUAAAACGUAGAUUUCUUAGAGUUUCUUCUCACGCAACUAUAACACACUUAAAGAAAUUCAUUGCAAAGAAAGUACUUGAUGGAAUUGAAAAAUAUAGAGAUAUUGAUAUUUUAUGCAAUGAUGAACUUCUUGGAAAAGACCAUACACUUAAAUUUGUUUAUGUCACAAGAUGGAGAUUUCGAGCUCCACCUCUUCGGUUGCAAUAUCGUCCAAGGAUAGAUUUAUGAGUUACAAUUUUUGUAUCAAACAAAUUUAUAUUCAUAGAGAUUUAUACAUGCAUUCAAAUCCUUUGCAUGAAUUGUUAGAACAUUUUCAUUAUCUUCCUACAAAUUUUCAGCCAAAUUUUCAUUUUUGUUUGGUUGUAGUCAAUGUAAGGUAUUUUUGGUUACAAGCUAUGAACUCUAGAAAAUACCAAAACCUUGGGAUUGAUUAUACUUUCUUUUGGUUCUUUUUGAACUGGGUUGUUUGUAUUUAAUUUCUUAUUAUCCAAAGUUGACCUGUUCCACUCAUUGAGCUCCAAAUAUUGAAUUACUGUGUCAGCUUUUGUACUAGAACUUUGUUUUUCAUUGUUGAUUGUUUUCUUUAUUUUACCUGUUCUGUUCCAUUUAUUUUUUUCCCCUUUGUGAUUUGUAUAGUGUUACCAUUUAGUUUCCUUUUGUCUUGUCCUUGCCACUCUUCUUUUUUUUUUUUUUUUUUUUUUUAAUGUUUCAAGCAGACAAGGGCUGCUUUAUUGGACUUUGCAAUGUCCUAAAUGGAUGUGCAAUGUUUGAGAAAGGGCUUUCAGGUUUUUUUGUUUGUUGUCUUCAAUUAUUUAAUGAAAUUGUAUCUUGAAGGUUGUUAUAAAUGAAAUUGCAAAUCAUACUAAUUUUUUCUACAUGUCAUCACUUAUUUUAAUGGACUGAUGUUGAUUUUGGACCAAUACUAUACUAUGCUAUAAACAUUUAGUGAUUAUGUUUAUUCAUACAUUGAGUGGUGUUAGUCCUUCUUGUAUUACUUUCUGUUCUAAAAUGUUAUCUUUGCCGAUUCUUGUAGUGGUUCCUUUACACAAACUACACCAUUUGUGUCAAUUUUAAUGAGAGCUUAGUUGAGAUGAAAUUAAUUUGACUUAUGUUUGCUUCUGUCUCUCAAAGUCCAACACAAGUCUUUGUUUAGAGUGCAGAUUACCCUAUGUGUGAGGCUUGUUUAAAAUCAAUUUGAAGCAGAUGGCCAAGUAGUGUUGAAUCAAAUAUUACUGCUUUGCAAAUGUUAACAAUUUAUUCAUUGAUUUUUGAGUGCACAGUAAUGUCCCGAAAAGAAAUGAAAUUUUGUGAUUGUAUUAAUUUACUUUGUCGUCAUUCAUGCCUUGCAUAAAGGGCAGUUGAAUCUGUUCAAAUUUAGAAUGUAGUGAAUUAUUGUGAUAUUACCUCAAAUUGAUGAACAGGGAAUUCAUAAAUGCAUUUUCUAUUUUUAUCAUCAAAGGUUUAGUUGUUUAACUUGAGUUGAAAUUAGCUCAAGUUCUUGUUUAAGUAAUCCUUUUUUUUUUAAAAAAAAAAAAAGAAAAUCUUAUAAUUUGAAGGUUUAUGUGGCUUGACUGAUGUGAUUGUUUUAAGCAUAUUUCGUAACUUAAGCUAAACUAUUUACGGUCAUGUGUAUGUAAAUAAAACUUUCUGGUUAAUUA